AUGGCUUGUCCGCCGUUCUUUGAUCCAUAUGUGCUGACCGAGCUUGAUCACACCCUUCCGCCUGUUCAUGUGUCUGGCUUCCUCACGUUUCGUCUCAAGGAGCCAAUCAAUGCCAUACCUGUUCUAGAGGCAGCUGUUGCUCGGCUUGUCCACCUUUUACCGUUUCUAGGCGGGAAUGUGGCUUCAUCAACCAGAAUACCUGGCAAGACGAAUGUUCUAGAGGUUCAACCCCCAUCAGAAUCCUUCUGGUCUCAAUAUCCCAUGCUCGCCGUCAAGAAACAUGACCUCUCAAUAGACCCUGGACUCGCGUCAUCUGUGGUCUCCGAUGAUGUUUCCAAUGAAACAUUCCUCCCAAUUGGGUACGAAUUUACAGGAGUCGAUCCUGUCUGGCGGUUCCAGGCAAAUCUAAUGCUUGACGGGGUCAUUGUAUCAUUCUCUCUCAACCACCAAGCGCUUGAUGGUGUUGGGGCAAUGUGCGUUAUCGACGCAUUUGCAAAAUGUUGUCAAAACCCAAAUAUCGAUGCUGGUUCGCUACCAACGAGCCCUGAAAAACAAAGCAAAUCUCGGACAACCAUAUCUGAUCUUGCCAAUGUCUCUCAAACCGCCGGCGCAUCAGAAAACGGGAGUCCGAUGGAAGUUGCGAGUCACUCAGUCGAUAUCGACGAACUCAAUCAAAACGCCCACAGUCCCGUUUCUAAAAAACUUGUCCUCAAUGGAGAAAGGAUAAAAUUGCUUCGAAAGACAUGUGCUGAACAAGCUCAGCCCAGUGACCAAGGGACUUCAGUGUCUGGGAAUACAAUUGUCACUGCCAUCCUAUGGAUAUGCUUGAUCAGAGCUCAAUUCGGACCCCAUGCGACGGCCCCCCCGCCACCUGAACUGUCAUCUGCCGCAAUGGUGUCUAAUCUUCGCUCUAAAAUACGUCCAGCCCUACCUAUGACGUAUUUGGGGAACACCGUAGGGCACGCUUGGUCAAGCUUUUCAGUCGAGCAAGUCUUAUCAUCCAUCUCUCAUCUCCAUUAUGACUCCCGAGCAGCGGCGUACUUGGAUCCUCAAUAUAUGAGAAUUGUCGCAGCUGCCGCAAACAGGCUUCAAGAUGCGGUUCAAAGCAUUUCAGACCAUUCCGUUCGAGACAUCAUUUCCGAAAAGAACGCAGCUGAUGACUGGGCAGCUCAACCUACCAUAGCUGACCUCCAUGUGAGUUCAUUGCGUCAGUUCGACCUAUACGCACUUGACUUUGGAUCUUUACUGGGAGGAGUGAGCGAUUUUGAUAUGCCAGAAAGCCGCUUUCCUGGAUUGGCUUGGGUCCUGCCCUCCCGUGGCAAACCUCAGUUCGCCCCAUGGGAGGUCAGGUUGACACUACACCCAGAGGUUAUGGAAAGAAUUCAAAAGGAUCCGUUGCUGAGGUGGCUAUCAUCCGAUGUGAUGUCAAAGCUAUAG
Molecule: messenger RNA, 1437 nt
Organism: Penicillium salamii
Lineage: Eukaryota; Fungi; Ascomycota; Eurotiomycetes; Eurotiales; Aspergillaceae
Source: the annotation of a GenBank genome assembly